AUGGCUGAAAUAUCCCGCGUUGAUGAGUUCUGGAGAUCGAUGAGAGAUGAUGAUAAUGGCACUCCAGUCGCCACUGCAGAUUUGACAUGCCUCCCUGGAGAUCAGCCAAAACUUCCAGUCAAGAAAUUUAAGAAGAUAUCAAAGAAGAAGAAGAAAAUCGGUGUUGAUCCGGUGGUUGUUGAGAAAGUCAAAGAACCCUGCCCUGAGCCGGACCCAAUCGUUGAAGCAGAAGAGAUACCCCAUGAGCCAACACCCACUGAAUGCGAUACACCCACUCAGGCUUACCCAGAGCCUGAAGCAGUGGAAGAGCCCACAUGUGAUGAUGAGCAGCACACUCAAGUCGCAGACGAUAACGCAACUGUAAAAGACGACGCAGAAGAUCGAAAACCUCUUGUCUACCUACCUUUUAGUGCCCAGCAUCGACUCAUGGCCUUCCUCCAGCACAAGCUAGAGGAUAUGUGUUUCUCAUUCAGCCAGCGGUACCUCCCGCAGCUUCUUCAGGACCGUGGCUGGGACUGCCCGGAAGCUUUAGAGCUGCACAAAUGGUUGCGGACAUUAUCCAUGGAGCUUCCCUACAUCGGCCAAGACUGGGUGUUCAAACAAUCACGACUCUUUGAUUCUGUCACUCAAAUUCGCAAUGUCACCGUCAAUCGAUCUCAAAUCGAUAGUGCUCAAAUGGAGAAACUCAUGUCCGAUGCUGUAGAAUUAGCAUCCCUCUUCGAGGAGGAAAGGACUGUUAAGACUAUUGAUAGGCUCCGCGAAGACAUGGUCAGCACUUCCAAGUCUUUGGGUGCAGAAACUGAACAAAUCAAGCAAAGAUUUGAAUCCAAGCGGGUCGAGAUUGAAAUAGCACGCGCCAGGCUCGAUGAGCUGGAAAAUGCUACAAAGACAGCACUGAACAAGAGUCUUCUGGGUUGUCAGGACAAUGCUCGAUCAAAGAUCAUGCAGUCCAUCCAAAGAGCUGAAGCAGUUGAUCAAACAAUGGACUCUGCGAAUCGAUCGGGCGCAAUGUCGAGUCUGGAUUUGGUUAAUGACUUGGAGAACAGACUCAUGCUUGACGAUAGGGAAAUAUACGAAGUUUCUUCUCCACGAUCCUCUAUGUUUGAAGAUUGA
Molecule: messenger RNA, 1113 nt
Organism: Fusarium venenatum
Lineage: Eukaryota; Fungi; Ascomycota; Sordariomycetes; Hypocreales; Nectriaceae
Source: RefSeq, a predicted model, not a curated record